Alligator mississippiensis (American alligator) is the source of this 1898-nucleotide messenger RNA. RefSeq names its product zinc finger and BTB domain containing 3 (gene ZBTB3). Gene Ontology annotation, cellular component: nucleus. Lineage: Eukaryota; Metazoa; Chordata; Crocodylia; Alligatoridae. Gene Ontology annotation, molecular function: DNA-binding transcription factor activity, RNA polymerase II-specific; RNA polymerase II cis-regulatory region sequence-specific DNA binding; protein binding. The record is from RefSeq and is a predicted model, not a curated record. The transcript has 2 exons. The coding region runs from base 144 to 1397 and encodes 417 amino acids. Gene Ontology annotation, biological process: regulation of transcription by RNA polymerase II.
CCCCAUAGCCCCCACUCCGGGGGUCUGACCCCUGGAUCUAGCCAUCUACACCCCAUAGCUCCCGCUCCGCGGGAGUGCAGAUGCCUAGGGCGAUGCCCGGAGCCGCCUGAGGGUCGGUCCGCGGCCGGGGGGCCAGCGCCGGCAUGGAGUUCCCGGAGCACGGGCGGCAGCUGCUGCAGAGCCUGCGGGAGCAGCGGCGCCAGGGCUUCCUGUGCGACUGCACGGUGCAGGUGGGGGGCGCGCAGUUCCGGGCCCACCGGGCCGUGCUGGCCGCCUGCAGCCCCUUCUUCCACAUGUUCUACCGCGAGCGCCUGGACGCCCGCGACCUGGCCCGCGUCAACGGAGACAUCGUCACGGCCGCCGCCUUCGGCCUCCUGCUCGACUUCAUGUACCAGGGCACGCUGGCCUUCGAGGCCGCGCCCGUGGAGGACGUGCUGGCCGCCGCCAGCUACCUGCACAUGAACGACGUGGUCAAGGUCUGCAAGAAGCGGCUGCAGGCCCGGGCGCUGGCCGAGGCCGACAGCACCAAGCGGGAGGACGAUGCCGAGGCUCUCCCCAGCACCUCCAAGGCGGCGGUGGUGCUGCCACCCUGCCCCGAGGCCCCACCUGGCCCCAAAGCCGGCCCCUGCGAGAAGGCCGAGCCCCUGGCGCCUGCCGCGGAUAUGGCCGACACCACGCAACCCGGCAUGGAGGGCGACUCCCCGCACGGGGCCCCAGCCGCCCCCGACAUCUCCCUGUCCAGCCCCAGUAGCUCCACAGAAACCCUGCCCCAUGGCUACUUGACCCCCGCAGGCGCCAUGGCUGGGCUGGCAGCCGAGCCACGGGCCGGGGGCACAGACAGCUUCUACCCACCAGGGCCCGUCAAAGUGAAAGUGGAGGCUAUUGUCAUCUCAGAUGAGGAGCCGGAUGUGGCCGAGCCGCGGAGCCUGGAGAGCCUCUUCCCCCGCGAGACGGGCCCAGGCGGGGGCUGCGGGCGCCAUGCUGAGGCCUUCGAGGAGCCGGCGGGGCUAGAGGAGGCAUCACCCGAGGCCGGCUUCCUGGCACCGGAGACACUGCCGCCGUACCACAUGAUGUCAGUGCCGGGCAGUCAGGCCUACCCUGGGCUGGUGACGCCGCCCCUGGCAGAGCCCAUGUACCUGCCCGAGUACGAGGCGCACAGCGGUUUUGGGCUGUUUGCUGAGGACGUGCCGACUUGCAAGACCUGCGGCAAGACCUUCUCGUGCUCCUACACGCUGCGGCGCCACGCCACCGUGCACACCCGCGAGCGCCCCUACGAGUGCCGCUACUGCCUGCGCAGCUACACGCAGUCCGGGGACCUCUACCGCCACAUUCGCAAGGCCCACAACGAGGACCUGGCUGCCAAGCGCUGCAAACAGGACCUGGACAACCCCUCCUAGGGCCGGGCCAGAGUCCCCCGCUGCAGGGGGCUGGGGCUGGGAAGUCACAGGACUCUGCUCCCCCCAGCUGUGGGGCGAGGGGACCCCGUGUCGAGCGCUCAACCCACCCACUGUCUUCCAGCCCCAACCAGAUGGGGAUGGGGCCAGGCCCAGGGCCUUACAUGCCACUGGCUCCUGUACAUAGUUUGAAUACAGCUGCCUCCCCGGGACCCACUUCAACUUGACCCCAGUGCGGGGUGGGGGAGUGUCCAUGUGCUCAUGGCUGGUCAGUGCUGUCCUUAGUUGUGGCUCUUCAAAAAGGGUGGAAAUGAGGUUUUAAGACCCCGAUCCAAAGCAGCUGCCCCAUGUCUCUGAGCCCUACAGGGGGUCUGGUUUCUGUGAGCCUGCCCUGGCCUGGAUGCGUGUCUGGUAUUCGCCGCUGCAGCAGGCUGGGACUGGGGAGGGGGGAAAACCGUGGCUGGGACUCGAGGUCUGUAGUAAAGCCAGCACUGAGCUCUCCCA